UCUGCCUCUGAUGUGCUUUCCACAUCUAUUUACUGAAAGCCCACUUUGGAGGUGCAUGUGAGUUUAAACACGGAUUGAGAAAGUUUUGGAUGAUGAUGAUGGCUGGGUUCUCCUUUUCUCUUUUUUCUCUUUUAUCUCUUUGGAUAAGUUUUGGCAGUGCUGAUGCUCUAAGUCUGAAAGACCAGUAUAUUUGCUACAUCUUGGAUGCCAUUCUGUUUAUCUAUGGGAUUAUUCUGACUGUUCUGUACUGCAGAAUGAAGAUACAGAGUAAAAAAGCAGAGAUUAACUCAUACCCAGGGAAGAAAGAUGCCGGUGAAGGGGUUUAUGAGGGUCUCAAGCCUCAUAAUCAGGACACUUAUGAGACCAUCAGCAAGAAAAAAGGAAAAGAAUAAGAUGUGUUUCCAAACAAGAGGAAGAAAGACAUUACUCAUUUUGGAGAUUGUACCAGUAUCCGCUGUCAUUUUGUCUUGAGUAUGUAGCUAUUGUAAGCUCCUACAAAACAAAUGUAUAACAUAGGAAAUACUGCGUUUUUGUAGUUUACUUUAAUAACCUUUGGUAAUCGCUCACGUAAGGCUCUGUUUGUUUUUUGUAUAGAGAUGAUCAGAUAAUUAUAUAGAAUGUAGAAGCUGAUGAACAAAUCUUUAAAGUAUGUUUCUGUGUCAUUAUUAUACUAGUUUAAUUGUUUAAAUUAUGUUACAUUUUUUAUAUUCUUGUAAUGAAUGUAUUUUUCUGUUUUUCUGUUAAACCACAUAUCUGAUAUUGUAGCUGAUAGCAACUAUGCCACACUUUGUGUCACUAUUUCUGAGGCUAACUUCCUGCUCUGGCUUCUAUAGAAACAAGCCACCAAGCCCACGGGGUCCAAGUCAUUUCCUGUUUUAAAGAGUACAUGAGUGGCCUGACAAAAAUACAUGCAACUUUGACCACAGGUGUGAGAGAUGGAAACAGAGAAGUGUUUGAUGGUGUACGUUUCUCACUUCUUUGCAAAAUGAGACAUUUGUCAUAACUAAAUGAGAUAUUUAGCUAAGCAUGUGUAUAUGAAACAACUUCACAGAAAUUACAUUUAAUGAAAGUGCAAGAGUUUUGUCAUAGGGCCUACAAUAAAUUCAAAGACUGUGAUUGCACAGGUUUAGUUUAGCUUUUUUUAUUUUUAUUGAAUUAAUUAAUGUGUUUUCUUCAUUGCACAUUUAUAUUUUAAAUUGUUUUUUUUUUUAUUAUUUAUGCUUUCAGUUUUUUUUAUUUUGUUUUUCUUUAAUUAAUUCUUGUGUUUUCUUCACUGUACAUUUAUAUUUUAAAAUGUUUUUCCUUUAUUAUUUUCUAUCUUUUAUUCUCCCCACCUUAGGAAAUAUAAUAAAUGGCUCAUAAUUCAGACAUGCCUGCACCAACAAUGAAUGUGAUUCAAUAGGGCCUGACUUCUGAGUAAUUUUAGACAGGAAUUGCAAAAAUGUAUGCAUGAUCCAUGUACAUUUACAUUGAUUUAUUUAGCAGUCCCUUUUAUCCAAAGCUACUUACAAAUGAGAAUAACAGAAGCAGAAGUGAUAAAUCCAAGAGAGAACACAAUUCAAGAAGUAUAUACCAAAUAGAAUAGUAUAGAAGCAGAAAUAAUUGUAUUGUUCAGGAGCCUUUAUACAUGAAAAAAACAAAACAAAGCAGUGGUGUAGUAGUGACUGAAGAGGUGGACAUACUGUGAUUUUAUCGAGGAUCCCUUUAUCACAUAUUACUUCUUAUCUUAUUAGGCUAUUUGUUUUAUUUGUGUACAAAAAUGUUAUUUUCUGUGUAUAGUGAAAUAGCUUUCCUAUUAAGAAAUAUAAAUUAAGAUGAUUUGAUAUCACAAGGAAAAAAGGCACCACUGACAGCAGUAAAAGACAGAAAAAAAUGACAUUUGACAAAAUUACAGGACAACUUGUCAUCUGCGAAGAGCAUAAAAAACUAGCAUGGGUGCAGUGACACUCAGUAUUUUCCCGAAGAGUAAUAGCAAACAAAUUUAUUUAAAAGCGCAAAAUAAUGAAUGAACCUCCUUGCUGUUCUGGCGUAUCAUAACUAAUUUAAGGUGGGCAUACACAAAAUCCUUUGAAAGAUAGUUGGGUGCACUAGACUACACUACUGGUUGUGAUUAAUGCUGCCUUCAUGUGCUAUCGGAAUUAUCCUACUUCCCAAUUCUGAAGUGGUAAUUACGAGUAUGUAGCGUUCAAGUGCUUCAUGUCAGAAAAAACGUUCAUUCAUAUAUAUUUCUUGAGCAGUGUUGUGUAAGUUACUCUAAAAAAAGUAAUUAAUUACUAACUACUAAUUACAUCUUCUACAGUGUAAUUAGAUUACUGUACUAAUUACUCUUUCUGAAAAGUAACUGCAUUACUUAUUACUAAUUACUUUCUAAAACCCUGACCAAACUCGACCAGAUGAAAAAUACAAGGAUAGACAUGAAACUGUUCUUUUAAUUCUUUCAAAUAAAUCAUAUAAAAUCAAAUCAAUUAUUCAUGACUUGGCCAAAGAAUUUAAGGGGGCUGCAUUAAAUUAGAAAACAUACAUUUUAACAUUAGACGUUAAAUUUUGAUUUUAAAUUCACUAUUGUUUUAUAUAGAAUUGCUCUAGAGUCUCCACAGUAUUUAACGCAAUUACAUCAGAAGUAACUAAUUAAAUUACUGAAACUUAAGAGUAAUCCCUUACUUUACUUUUUUCAAUAAAAAAGUAAUUUUAUUACAGUAAUUAAUUACUGAGUAAUGCAUAACACCCAACACUGUUCUUGAGGGACUUUUAUUUUGCCACCAUAAAAAAAUAUUACUCAGCUUGCUGACGAUAAUGGAAUUUUGGUCAAAUGCAAGAUAUUUUAACAAUGUAAAAAUGUACAACUUGCAUCAAAUGGUUGCUGAUAUACAUAAAUAAAUAUGACCAAAACGAUAAGCGCUAACAAUUAGCUUUAUUAAGAAAAAUGAAUAAAACGUCAUCACUACAGAAACCGUAUUCUCCUUCACCAUCUUGAAAGUUUACGACUCUCCCAUCUCAGAAACUCGGUAUCAAAAUUAUCUCAGAGUUUCCCAGUCAUAAUUACGACUUGAGGGGUUGUUCAUGUGCAACUUCCAAGUGGGAAACUCGUAUAACGAUAAUUCCAAUAGCACGUGAAGGCAGCAUAAUUAGUUGUGACUUUGAACAUUUACAUAAUAGGGUACAGGCUCCCCAAGGUAAAAGGCUCCUUUGAGUUUAUUUUCUCCCAAAACACUAAAUAGCAACAGAACCUACCACAGCACUUUCCUAAACACCUGUUUGCAAAAUUUUCCUGAUCCAUGAGAUAUUUGCGUGAAAUGUCUAAAGAUUGGUUUUUAAAAUAUUGCAAUUGUAUGUAACUAAUGAAUAUCAUGGAAAUCAUCAUAUUUAUUUUGAGACAAAAUACUUAUUUGUCAUUUUCAAUUUUAAGGUGAAUAUAUAUAUAUAUAUAUAUAUAUAUAUAUA
This is a messenger RNA of Myxocyprinus asiaticus (Chinese sucker), 3441 nucleotides long. RefSeq names its product high affinity immunoglobulin epsilon receptor subunit gamma-like. Gene Ontology annotation, biological process: cell surface receptor signaling pathway. NCBI's taxonomy places the organism in Eukaryota, Metazoa, Chordata, Actinopteri, Cypriniformes, Catostomidae. Gene Ontology annotation, cellular component: Fc-epsilon receptor I complex. The transcript is spliced from 5 exons. Gene Ontology annotation, molecular function: IgE receptor activity. The record is from RefSeq and is a predicted model, not a curated record. Bases 90 to 392 code for a protein of 100 amino acids.